AUGGCCAGUUCAAAGCAUGUACCCACUAUGCGAAAUGACGACCGGUUGGUCGCCAGAAAGCUACUUCAAGACAACCCCAUGCAUGGGUGGGACGAAAUUUGGAAGAAACGUUUGACCUUUUGGGACGUUGGUGAUGUCCAGCUAGCUUUGCAAGAACUACUUCAGUCAGGAUCCGUGGAUUUCCCAAGGACAGGUCGCGCUCUUGGAUACGAUGCAGUACUCAUUGCUGCUAAACUUGGCCUUGAGACUGUGGGUCUUGAUAUAUCCCCUGUGGGCCUACAAAAUGCCAGAGACAAGCUAAAAUCCAUCCCGGAAGACUUGUCCUCUGCAAUUGGGAAAGUGACUUUCGAUGAAGCUGAUUUCUUCACGUACAGCGUGCCAGACGGUCAAAACUACGACGUCAUCUACGAUUAUACGUUCUUUGUCGCUUUCCCGCCUGAACGUCGAAAUGAAUGGGGGCGUCAGAUUUCAGCACUCAUCAAGCCGGGCGGAUAUCUAAUCACGCUUAUUUUCCCACUUGGGCUUCCUUUAGAAGAUUAUCAUGGCCCACCGUUCCAUGUCGAGCCUGAGGAUUAUAUUGAGCCCUUGGGCCAAGGAUGGGAGAAAGUGUAUGACAAGAUUCCGGGAAUCGUGAGGGAGGGGCGCGAAGGAACUGAAAGGAUGGUGGUAUGGAGAAGGAUCUAA
Molecule: messenger RNA, 684 nt
Organism: Serpula lacrymans var. lacrymans S7.9
Lineage: Eukaryota; Fungi; Basidiomycota; Agaricomycetes; Boletales; Serpulaceae
Exons: 5
Coding region: 1-684 (227 amino acids)
Molecular function (GO): S-adenosylmethionine-dependent methyltransferase activity
Source: RefSeq, a predicted model, not a curated record